Molecule: messenger RNA, 1599 nt
Organism: Durio zibethinus
Lineage: Eukaryota; Viridiplantae; Streptophyta; Magnoliopsida; Malvales; Malvaceae
Product: tobamovirus multiplication protein 2A-like
Cellular component (GO): membrane
Source: RefSeq, a predicted model, not a curated record
UUUCUUUUCCUCAACAACUCCUUUGCAAGUAUUCUUUCCUCUCACAAAAUUCUUGAAUAUUAAGGGUUUGUACUUGGAAUUGAUUUGGGCACUACCACGGAAUGACUUUAAUACCCCACCGCCGUUAACCGAAGGGGGUUAUAAUAGCAUUUUGGCAAGAGGAAUCAAACGGAAGAAAAGGAGUGGAAAUAGCAAAAGUGCGAAAAACCGUCCUUAUUUUUCCCAACCCCUGAAUCUCUCCUUCUCUAUUUCCACAAAAUCAUCUCAGAAAAAAAAAAUUAUUAUCAUUAUUUUGUUGCUAUUACUUAAAAUCAAGCUCGCAAUCGAAACCCUCAUUUGAAAAUCGUAAUUUACAAGUUGAUGAAAUAGAUACUCAUUAGAACUGUAAUAGAAAGGAUCAACAAAUAUCAUUAUUGGGGAUGGCUUGUAGAGGAUUCUUAGAAUGCUUGUUGAAGCUCUUGAACUUGUUGAUGACUCUUGUUGGUUUGGCAAUGGUUGGGUAUGGGAUCUACUUGUUUGUUGAGUAUACAAAAUCUGCCGCUGCUGCCAUGCUUUUGUUACCUGUGGGUAGUGAUCAAAAUUUGAUACAGCUCGGUCGGCCCAUGCUCAUGUCAGUGUCUCCUUCGUCUAGUAUAUUUGAUAGUCUGCCAAAAGCAUGGUUUAUAUAUUUAUUUAUUGGAGUAGGUGUGGUUCUCUUUGUUAUAUCUUGUUUUGGUUGUAUCGGAGCUGCAACGCGGAAUUUAUGCUGCUUGACUUGUUAUUCAGUGUUGGUGAUCUUGUUGAUCUUGGUGGAGCUGGGAUGUGCAGCUUUCAUAUUCUUCGACAAAAGCUGGAAAGAUGAACUUCCUACAGAUAAAACAGGAGAUUUUGAUAUGAUAUAUCAAUUUCUGGAAGAAAACUGGAGUAUUGUCAAAUGGGUUGCUCUUGGAAUUGUUAUCUUAGAGGCUGUCACUUUCUUUUUAGCCCUUCUGGUUAGGGCUGCCAAUAGACCUGCUGAUUAUGACAGUGAUGAUGAGUUCAUUGCACCAAGGCAACAAAUCAGACAGCCUUUGAUCAACAGACCACCAGUUCCAGCUACAGAUGUAUCUGUUGCUGGUAGCCAUGAACAACGGCCCAGCAGAAAUGAUGCUUGGAGUACACGUAUGAGAGAAAAGUACGGGCUGAAUACGGCUGAGUUCACAUACAACCCUUCGGAGUCAAACAGGUACCAGCAGGUGGCCCCACAACCAGCAGAAGAAAGGAGCCGUUGCACCAUUAUGUGAUGAUAAUCUGGGUUGUGUGGAAAUCUUGAUUUGGUUGGCUUCCGAAUAUGAUCACAAUGACCAUGGAAUGACAGCUUCAAAUUUUCAGAUGGCAGUCUUGUUUCUUAUUUGUUUAGUUUGUAUACAGUACACAAUUUUCAGGAGCUUUAUGUGUUCCCCACUCAUUUCUCUCAUUGAUUUCUUUAGAGAACAAAUGUUUUCCAAAUGCAUAACCAAUUUGUGUGUAGAAUUGGACUGGUACAAUACGAUUUGGCAAUGAGUUGAAGCUGAGCUUAAGAUUCAAAAUGUUUUUUCAAUUAUGAAGUCAUUAAACAUUGGGAUUAAAGUUGACAUGAAG